GUGGGAAUGGCGUGGAGAAAUAGCGCGGUCACUUAUGGAUUGUUUUACAACAGAAGGAUUUUAUGUUUUCUUGAUGUCUGGAUUCCUUAAACAAGGGGUGUAAGUGUCUGUGUUACGUCGAAGGAAACAUCAGCUGUAGUUGAUUCUCAGACACGAAGCAUCGGUCGCGGUUGAGACGCAGGGAUCUGGCGAGCGGGGGAAAAAAGUGAUCGACGAAGACUGAGGUGUUACCUCUCUGUGUGCUCAUGGAUCUCCCUGUGGCAUUCUUUCUGCUGUGGGGACUGCUGCUGGACAUGUUGAGUGGUGCGGUAGGUGGCAUUCUCUACCGUGUGCAUGAGGAACAGCCUCCCAGCACGCUCAUUGGCAGCCUGGCGGCAGACCAGGGCCUACCAGACACUGGACACUUGUACAAACUGGAGGUGGGUGCUCCUUAUUUGCGGGUGGAUGGAAAGACUGGGGAUAUCUUUACCACUGAGAUCCCCAUAGACAGAGAGACUUUAAAGGACUGUCGCAACAAAGGCAAGCCCUGCUUUCUGGAGUUUGAGGUGUCUGUCACAGACCUUAUUCAGAAUCAGAGUCCACGGCUGAUAGAGGGAAGGAUUGAGGUGCAGGAUAUCAAUGAUAACACACCACAGUUUCCCUCACCUGUCCUCACCCUCUCGGUUCCAGAGAACACCCACAUGGGGGCACUCUUCUCAAUUCCGCUGGCCACUGACAAAGACACAGAGAGGAAUGGAGUAGCUGACUACACCUUAACAGCAGGACCAGAGGCUGUAGCACUCUUUGGUCUGCAGGUUGCAGAAGACCGUGGUGAAAAAUUGCCUCAACUGAUUGUUUUGGGAAGCCUUGAUAGAGAGCUGAAAGACUCCUAUGACCUCACCAUCAAAGCUGUGGAUGGAGGCAAUCCACCUCGCUACAGCAGUGCCUUGCUGAGGGUCGUGAUCGCUGAUGCCAAUGACAAUGCACCCAAAUUUGAAAAAUCAUCCUACGAUGCAGAAGUUGCAGAGAACAGCCCAAUCGGACACUCUGUGUUGCAGGUGAAGGCUAAUGAUUCAGACUUGGGCCCUAAUGGUGAGAUUGAAUACACAUUACAUCAGGAAAUUGAUCCUGUUCCAAAACUACUCCAGAUAGACCGUUCCACAGGUAUCAUAUAUGUCAAAGGCCUGAUAGAUCGUGAGGAGAUCAACAACCUCAAGUUUUACGUCAUCGCACGAGACAAAGGCCCCUCACCCAAAAGUUCAAAAACAUAUGUUUCUAUUGAUGUGAUGGACCAGAAUGACAAUGCACCAACAGUCGAGAUUCGUGGCAUUGGACUUGUGACCCAUAAUGAUGGGGUAGCAAACAUAUCAGAGGACAUGCCAGUUGGCACUGCAGUGGCACUAGUGCAGGUUUCAGAUAAGGAUGAAGGGGAGAAUGCUGUGGUGACCUGUGUGGUUGCAGGUGAUGUUCCUUUUCAGCUUCGGCCAGCCAGCGAUUCCUCAGUGGAUAACAAGAGGAAGUACUUCCUGCAGACUACAACACCUCUGGACUAUGAAAGAGUCAGGGACUACCGGGUGGAGAUAGUGGCAGUGGAUUCAGGCAACCCGGCUCUGUCCAGCACUAACUCUCUUAAAGUCCAAGUGACUGACACAAAUGAUAAUUCCCCCAUUUUCUCACCAACCCUAUUUGAAGUGGAGUUUGCUGAAGAGAACCAGCCAGGGGAAAAAGUAUUAGAUGUAUUCGCCUCAGAUGCAGACAUUGGCACAAAUGCAGAGCUAGUCUACAGCAUUCUUGCCGACUCUUCAACAAGGGGGCUAUUUGAGAUUGACCCCAACUCAGGUGAAGUACGUGCUCGGAGCCCUCUAGAUCGUGAGCACAAGGAUCGAUAUGAGUUCCGUGUUACUGCAGCUGAUAAAGGGGUUCCUAGUCACAGGGGAACUGCCACAGUUGUAAUCAAGGUGCUUGAUCGGAAUGACAAUGAUCCCAAGUUCAUGCUGAGUGGCUACAGUUUCUCAGUCUUGGAGAACAUGCCUCCCCUUAGCCCUGUUGGCAUGGUAACUGUACAGGACAUGGAUGAAGGUGAAAAUGCUCAAGUGCAACUUUUUGUGGAACCAGAUGUAGGGAAAUUUGUGAUCCAGAAUGGCACAGGCACUAUCCUGUCCAGUAUCUCAUUCGACCGCGAGAAGGAAAGCAGCUACACAUUCCGGUUGAAAGCUGUGGAUGGAGGGGACCCACCCAGGUCAUCCUACGUUGGUGUGACCAUUAACGUCCUUGAUGAGAAUGAUAAUGCACCUGUUGUCACCAAACCAUCUAACUCAUCCUUCAGACGACUGUCUCCAAUGGCUGCCCCAGACAGUGUUGUGGAAGUAGUUGAAGCAGAGGACAUUGAUUCUGGGUCCAAUGCUGAGCUGGUAUAUAGCAUAGCAGGUGGAAACCCACAUGAUCUUUUUUACAUCUCUCCGUCUGAUGGAGAGAUCACGCUAACAAAGGAACUAACUCGAAAACAUAGUGGUUUGCAUCGACUUGUCAUAAAAGUGAGUGACAAGGGGAAACCAUCCCGUCAUGCCAUUGCCUUGGUACACAUUUACGUAAAUGAGACCAUUGCUAAUAUAAGUCACAUUGAGGCAAUUGUGGGACACAGUUUGUAUACCCCACUGGACAUGGACAUUGCAGGAGACCCUGAUUUUGGUUUGGCUGCCCAAAGAAGCAACAUUGUGUAUGGCAGUUUGGCUGGAGUGGCGGGCGUUGUCACUGUGAUUGUUGUGGUUGUCUUUAUCAGGCAUCGCCUUCAGAGGGAAGCUAAGAGUGGUUACCAAGCUGGCAAGAAGGAGACCAAAGAUCUGUAUGCCCCCAAGCAAGGGCCAAAAAGUGGCAAGGGUAGAAAGGGUAAAAAAGGUAAGCCACCAAAGUCACCCAAACCUCUUGGAGAGGAAGAAGACGUCAGUCUUCAAAAGAGUCUCAAAUUUAACCUUGAUGGGGUUAAUGACAGCCCCAGGAUCCAUUUGCCUCUGACAUAUCCACCUGGAAGUCCUGACCUAGGCAGGCACUACCGUUCCAAUUCCCCAUUGCCCUCCAUCCAGCUCCAGGCCCAGUCACCAUCUGCCUCCCAAAAGCACCAGGCUGUCCAGGAGCUACCUGCUGCCAACACCUUUGUGGGAACAGGAGGUGAUGACAACUCCACGGGCUCAGACCAGUACUCGGAUUACAGCUACAAGACCAAUCAACCAAAAUACAGCACAAAAACGCUCCCACAUCGCAGAGUGACGUUCUCCACAGCAAAUCCCGUGCAAGAUCAGCAGGACUCUUCCCAGCAGAGUUACUACGACAGUGGCUUGGAGGAGUCUGAGACCCCGAGCAGCAAGAGCUCUUCAGGGCCACGUAUCGGCCCCCUUGCCCUGCCUGAGGACCACUAUGAGCGAACCACCCCUGAUGGCAGCAUUGGCGAGAUGGAACACCCAGAAACCGAUAUUCGCUCAUUGCCUGAUGUUGCCAUGACAGGAAACUGCAGUCAGGAGUGUAGCGAGCUGGGUCACUCAGAUGCCUGUUGGAUGCCAGGUCAGCCUUCACCCGUCCGCAAGACACGCAACCCCCCGAAAAUGUCUACGUUUGUGCCUUAUCAGGAGAGGGGGAGCCUGGGACGCCUGGCCAAUGGAAGUGUGAGGCUUGGAGGAGAGGAGAACAGGCCACGCCUCCCACCUUCUCGUAGUGCCUACUCCAGUAGUGACCACACCCCUAGUGACCACGCCCAACUGGAGGAGGUGCCUCUGAAUGUGACAUCAGAGUUCCCACCCACCAGUCCCACCUCCAAACACUCCUCGAAAAGGGAGAUAUACCUGUGAGAUAACCACACCCACCAUCUUCGAUUGAUGCACAUAAAAAGUUACAGAGACACAGUUUUGCAAUGAGAUGUUUGUAAACGAACAUCGAACCUGCGACUGGAUGAAAUAUCAAUUUAAUAGUGGGAAAAUACACUAUUUGAUAUCAAAAAUGUGUUGAAGAGUAGAUUUAUUUAUUUUAUUUAUUUAAUUAGUUCAUUAAUCCAUCUAUUUUUUUUUACAUACCAUCAAAAACAAUCGACAAAUACUUCGAUGUGACUAACCGAGUUUUAGCUUCACUAAUCUGCAGAAUGUUGAUGGGUUCUCUAAAUACAUUGUGCAAAGUGUCAUGUGCAGGAGAUACUGCUUUUAAGGGUCUUGAGCCACAUAUAGAGUGUCUAACACUCUUAACUUGAUCCUGUCCUCAGAGGGGUGCAGUCUUUAUACAUGUGAAAUGCUGUAAAUAUAUUUGUAUGGUGUAGAUAUGAAUAUUAAUAUCAGGCUUGACUUGAAAAAUAAUAAAAAAAGUUACAUCUAAAUCAGCCUGAACACCUGAUGUGUGUGCUGCUUUUGAGGGUCAAAAUGUGUGUAAUGGUUAGAUGGGAAGGUGAAUAAAAGAACUGCCGUGGAGGGGACAAAUUUCUAAUACUGGUGCUCUGUAACCCUCGCUGUGCCCGUCUAGGCCACACAGUGUCUAGUUUGUGUGUAUUUGUGUGGGUGUGUAUUAGGUGAGGAGGGAGGGUUUAACAGGGAAAAACACUAUGACAGAGCUAACCAUGUACCAAUGUAACACGUGUGGCUUCUGGCACAUUGACACGCAAUUCUACAGAUGAGAAUGCACAUGCAGAACUGGUGUUUUCUGGCACUGUGAAUCUUCUAUUACUUCUGAACUCCCACAGUGUAGUGUAGUCUCUGUGGUGCUCGCAAAGACGUUUCAGCUCACAUAGUACAGCGUCAGUGAGGAGGAGACCGUCUGCCUUCCUUCUGAUUAUCAGUAUGUUUACCAUUUAAAUACUACUGCAGCCACGGUGGUUACCACAAAAAUAGUGAUUGAGAGUCCACGAACAUGCAGAGCCUCCAUCAAAUGGAUACAUUUUGCCACAAUCAUAUUCAUGGUCUUGCUUUCGUGGUUUACAUGGUUUUUUUUUUGUUUGUUUUUUAUGAUUGAUUUUAAAGGGAAAUCUUUGUGUCCUAUUUUCAUUUUGUUUCAAAGAACAAAUGUAUUAAUGCCUUAAAACUGUUGUAUAUAACAAUCACAAUGGACAAAUUAGACUGAUAAUCCUGUCUUGUCUUUCGCAUGUCAAUUGUGCAUGUUUUUUUUCCACAAUCAAAAAAAUACAAAUGUUGGAAAAUAUUACAUUAGCGCACCAUAUUUUGUCUAUAUUUUUCACCACCUUAUUAUACAUAAAUGUUCUGUCCUCCAUUGAUUGUGUAUAUCUUCUGGUUUAACUCGUUUUCUUUUUGUUUUUUUUGACACUGUGUUGACUAUCUAACCUGCUCUAGCAGUCUCCCUCCAUGUUUGAGAGCAUUUUUGAGGGGACUAUUUUGACAAUGACUAUCUAGUGUGCUCAAGGAUCCAUAUAACUAAUGGAGAUUUUCAUAACUCACAGUGUAGCAGCUCGAUAUCUUUCCUCACCUGUUGCAGCAUGAUACCUGCCUAGAUCCCAGAGCUUGGGCAAGUGCGAGUUUGUGUCUGCAGGGGGGUAAAUGGGGUAUACUGUGAUGGGCAUUUCCUUAAUUAGGGUGAGUAUUGAGUGUUGUGUAUCUGGCAUAUGUGAACACUCCAGCCCCCAAAGAAAGAACAGAUCAUGGAUAAGAUCCCGGUCCAUCAGUGAAAAUAUGGCUUUAAUUAUUUAGAGUCACUCUUUUUACUGCGCUUACCUCAUUGCGACUGUCAUACGAACAUAUGAAAAUUACCAUAGCCAUGGUUAAAUAAGGUGAAUAAUUAUCCCGCCCUAAGGAAAGAAAGCACAUUAUGCUGUUUUCAAAGCCAUUUAGUAACUAUGAUAAAAAAACAGCAAGAGUCAUGAUCCAGUGUGAUUAGCCCAGUUCACAUUCCCCUCCUCUUUGCCACGACUGCUCUUAGCUUCAGCUCUGCCUAGGCAAAAGUGUGAGAUCGCUGACCUGACUUAACAAAGAUAAAAGAUAGAGAUGACCACAAAACUCUACCACCACUUAAAGGCUUUCAUCUAUUCAAACUCUGAGAGAAGCAGAAUUUGACCUUACCGCACUCUGAUGCCAGCCUGAGACAGAUUCUCUGAAUUGCAGGUUUUGCCUUCUCUGAAUUCAUCAUGAAUUUGUGAGUCUGGCUCUUUUAUUCAAUGUAAUUCUAAGGCUAUAGACUCUGAGUCAUUUUCCCAGAUAACUGGUUUUGUUUCCUGGGCCCCUCAGAGGACAGACUCAGUAAUGUCCACUUCUUGUGGUUGUUUUUUUAAACUGGUGUUUAGAUGUGUGCUCUUUCGCUGUUAGAUGUCUCUAUAGCUGAGGACUUAUGGAUGUGAAAAGACCAUAAUGAAUGAAUAAGUCUUUUCUUUGUCCCUAGAAUGAGACUUUUUCUUCAUAGAGUAACGAAAACUGGUGUUUGUGGUAAACAUCUCUCAAACAAAGUGUUUUGUACAUAGCUCUCCACAACCCCAUGUGCGUGGUGUCAAGCAGGCGACAAGUUGAGCAUGAAUUCCAAAGAUAAUUGGUAGAAACCGUUUACUGUUCCUGCUAAGAUGUUAGUGCCAGUUCAGAAACCUUUCCUUGAGAACAAAAUAGAUGUUCACUGCACAAACUCAUCCUCACCGUUCACCCCAAACUAAAGACAGCUGCCUUGAAAGUAUGUCUUUUGCAGGAGAGUUCAAAACUUGUUAUCCUUAAUUGUUGGUUAUAUUUAUAUAGGACUAAAAUGCUUGUGAUGAUCUGUUUUUGUACAGUUUUAUGUACAUGCAAGUGAAGCUUUUUAAAUCUUACAACAAAAGCCGAUGGCAUAUAAAAAUCGUAAAGUGUUUAUUAAGAUUGCCUUGGAUGGAUUGAUCUUUUGCUGAGUCAGUGUGAAUGUGGCCGUUGUAUGCCUGCACCGUAGUCAUUCACUGGCUCCUGUCACCGAGGGCUUUAUCAGUUUUUAUGUUUAUAGUGAACAGUGGUUUGUCUGAUCCGACUUGUUUGUUUAAUUUUCAUGUGUUUUGUUUCGUUCUGUUCCGCAUGUUGAAAACAAACUCCUUGUAAUAAGUCCUUGCAAAGUUUGUAAUAAAAUGA
Xyrauchen texanus (razorback sucker) is the source of this 7034-nucleotide messenger RNA. Its product is annotated as protocadherin-1-like. Gene Ontology annotation, cellular component: plasma membrane. NCBI's taxonomy places the organism in Eukaryota, Metazoa, Chordata, Actinopteri, Cypriniformes, Catostomidae. The record is from RefSeq and is a predicted model, not a curated record. Gene Ontology annotation, molecular function: calcium ion binding. Gene Ontology annotation, biological process: homophilic cell-cell adhesion. The coding region runs from base 246 to 3818 and encodes 1190 amino acids. The transcript is spliced from 5 exons.